UUGACUUGCUUUGACUACUAGUAAAUACAGAAGUUAGGUUAUGACUCACGUGUUCACUUUUAAAAGCUUAAACUGCUUUUUAUAUUAUUUCAAUACAAGUUAUUUAUUUUAAUAUUAUUUCACUACGACGUUUGAAAGUUAAAAGUUAAUGUAAUCGAAUCCAGGCUUACAUUAUUCUGAGAAAAACCUGAAAUACUAAACGAGAUGGGACGAAAAGCUAAAUUCGAUGGGGUGACUGCUCCAACUGGUCGUGGAAAAAAAGCAAAGAAGCAAGGAGAUCCAACAUUUCCAAAAGGAGUAUUAGUAAAAGAAGAAAAGAUAUUAAGUCAUCGGCAAAAACAACGUGCAAGGAAACGGUUAUUAAAAAAACAGAGUUUAAAAGAAAAGAUAAAAAAAUUACAGACGGAAAAGCAUAGAGAAGCAGAACAUACAAUACAAAAAUAUAAUAUCAAGGAUACACCGAAACAAAUGACAAAAAAGAAGAAGAAAUUUUCUAAAUCCAUAUCAGUUCAAAAUGGUAGUUUAAGCGAUGAAAAUGAGCAAAUGGAAUUGGAUGAAGAUUGUAAUAUGUCCAAUGAUGAAUAUGUAGACAAAAGUGCAAAACAGAAAAAUACAAAAAUGAAGUUAAUGGAUAGUGAUGUGGAGGAUGAAAGUGAUAUUGCAGAAAGUGAUAAGGAACAUGAUAUAAAUGAGUUAGACGAGGAUGAAGAAACAGAGGAGGAGGAUGAAAUGACUCAGGAUGAAGGCACGGUAGAGGAUGAUAACAAUGAUCUACUUCCCAUAGAAAAAGCAAAUAAGAAAUUGAAGAAAAAACAGGAAAAAGAGAAAAAACUGGCAGAAGAGGAAAUGAAUGAUAUGAUUUCACAGCAAUGUAUUUUCACUUUUCCUACUGAAGAGGAACUUGCAGAUGUUACUAAUCUUAAAGAUGUCCAACAACGAAUAAAAGACAUUGUUAUGAUAUUAUCUGACUUUAAAAGAUUGCGCGACGUGAAUAGAUCGCGUACAGAAUACAUGGACAUUCUCAGGAGUGAUUUAUGUACAUACUAUAGUUACAAUAAUUUUUUAAUGGAAAGAUUGAUGCAAAUAUUUCCACUAGACGAGCUAUUAGAAUUUUUGGAAGCUAGCGAAGUUCAAAGACCUAUGACGAUACGAACAAACACAUUAAAAACGCGUCGUCGCGAUUUGGCAGAGGCUUUGAUCAACAGAGGUGUUAAUUUAGAUCCGAUAGGUAAAUGGACAAAGAUUGGAUUAGUAGUUUAUUCUUCGCAAGUUCCAAUGGGUGCAACACCGGAGUACCUGGCAGGACAUUAUAUUCUGCAGGGUGCAUCUAGUUUUCUACCUGUUAUGGCUUUAGAUCCUAAAGAGAACGAAAGAAUUCUGGAUAUGUGUGCUGCACCUGGCGGAAAAUCGUCACAUAUAGCGGCGCUUAUGAAAAACACAGGUGUACUUUUCGCGAAUGAUGCGAAUGAAGAAAGAAUAAAGGCUGUUGUUGGUAAUUUUCAUAGACUUGGCAUUGUGAAUUCUGUAAUUUGCACUUAUGAUGGACGGAAGAUGCCAUCGGUUAUUAAAGGCUUCGAUAGAGUUUUAUUGGAUGCACCAUGUACUGGUACCGGUGUUGUUUCGAAAGACCCCAGUGUUAAAACCAAUAAAGAUGAAAUAGACAUACAACGUUGUUGUACAUUGCAAAGGGAAUUACUUUUAGCAGCUAUAGACUGCGCUAAUGCUCGUUCAGAGUCAGGUGGUAUUAUUGUUUAUUCCACUUGUUCGAUACUACCAGAAGAGAAUGAGUGGGUUGUCGAUUAUGCUCUUAAAAAACGUGACGUAAAAGUGGUACCUACUGGUAUAGAAUUUGGUGCUGAUGGUUUUACCAGUUACAGACAACAUAGGUUUCAUCCUUCGUUAAAAUUCACAAAACGAUUUUAUCCACAUGUACAUAAUAUGGAUGGAUUUUUUGUAGCAAAAUUAAAGAAAUUUUCCAACAUUGUUCAAAAAAAGAAAGAUACCGAGGAAGAAACGUUUGACUAAUGUUUGCGAAAUACAUGAAUGUAUGAUGAUUACCAUAACAUUUGGAAAACAUGCCGUUCAAGCAAUUUGAAUGUAUUAAAAAUAUAUGUAUAUACAGAA
Hylaeus volcanicus is the source of this 2124-nucleotide messenger RNA. Its product is annotated as probable 28S rRNA (cytosine(4447)-C(5))-methyltransferase. Gene Ontology annotation, molecular function: rRNA (cytosine-C5-)-methyltransferase activity; RNA binding. The coding region runs from base 205 to 2025 and encodes 606 amino acids. Gene Ontology annotation, cellular component: nucleolus. The record is from RefSeq and is a predicted model, not a curated record. Gene Ontology annotation, biological process: maturation of LSU-rRNA; rRNA base methylation. The transcript is spliced from 8 exons. NCBI's taxonomy places the organism in Eukaryota, Metazoa, Arthropoda, Insecta, Hymenoptera, Colletidae.